Molecule: messenger RNA, 1701 nt
Organism: Emiliania huxleyi CCMP1516
Lineage: Eukaryota; Haptophyta; Isochrysidales; Noelaerhabdaceae
Product: DNA polymerase POLH protein-like protein
Exons: 1
Coding region: 1-1701 (566 amino acids)
Biological process (GO): response to radiation; error-prone translesion synthesis
Cellular component (GO): replication fork; nucleus; site of double-strand break
Molecular function (GO): damaged DNA binding; DNA-directed DNA polymerase activity
Source: RefSeq, a predicted model, not a curated record
AUGGCGACCAGUCUCGACGACAGCAAGCGCCCAGCCGUCGUCGCUCUACUUGAUCUGGACUGUUGGUACGUACAGGUCGAGAAGAAGAAGCGCGGCCUCAGCGCGGAGGCUCCGUGCGCAGUGCAGCAGUAUGGCAGACUGCUCGCCGUCGACUAUGUCGCUCGACAGUUUGGGGUGGAGCGCGGGAUGAGCGUCGACGAGGCAAAGAAGCUGUGCCCGAACUUGCUCACGCCUCACGUGCCUGUCAUUGGCGCUGACGUGGCUUGGGCGCAGGACGACUCUGUUUCGGUCUCGCGGCCCAAGGACGACGCGGGCAAGGCAUCGCUCGACUUGUACCGCAAUGAGUCCGAUGAGAUCUUCUCGCUCCUCGCAGCUCAGGCGCCGCUGGAAAAAGCAUCGAUUGACGAGGCGUACGUUGACCUGACCGACCUGGCGAGAGGUGAGCUCGAGACAGUGCUCUCCGACCCCGGCGCGUGGGCGGCGGCGCGCGGCUCCGGCAAGUGGGAUCCCGAUGCGGAGGACGACUAUGACGCGCUGCUGGUCGCCGGCUCGAGCGUGUGCAUGCGGCUCCGAGCGAUCGUCAAGGAGCAGCUUGGCUACGAGAUGUCUGCGGGCAUCGCCGAAACAAAGAUGCUCGCGAAGCUGGGCUGCCACAAGCCCAACCAGCAGACGGUCGUGCUUCGGCGCGCGGUGCCGAAUCUCCUCGCCGACGUGGAGGUGACCGCGGUUGGAGGCCUCGGCGGGAAGCUGGGCGAGGAGGUCAAGGAGAAGCUGCCGCGGGUGCGGACGGCCUUUGACCUCGCCACUGUCGGCCCCGUUGAGCUGAGGCGGCUCUUUGGCGAGUCAACGGGGGAUUGGCUCUACGCCGUGGGCGCAGGCACGCUGUGCGAGGACGUGAAGGUGGGCUACAAGCCCAAGUCUCUGAGCGCCUUCAAGUCGUUCAAGCCGUGCAGCAACAAUGACCUCGAGACGCUGGGCAAGUGGCUCGGCAUCCUCGCAGACGAGCUGGUAGGGCGGCUCAAGGCAGACGAGGCGCGAUGGGGCCGCAAGGCAACGGCAGGGUGCAUCAGCUGGUGGGCGCCGAACGGAGCAAGAGAUUGGUCGAGCGGCGGAAAGCAGCAAAAACGCAACGGGUGCUCGCGCAAGUUUGCGCUGCCCAACGGCGGCCGCAACUCUGAGGCGCUCGCCGCGGAGGCGCUCAACAAGCUCCGCGCUGCUGCGGUCAGUGGCGCUGGCAGCAUCUCGAGGCUGCAGCUCUCCAUCCCCACCUUUGUGGAUGUGCAGGCAACGUCGGUGAUCGACCGGUUGCGCGCCGCCCCCGCCGCAGCCCCGUCGUCGCCAAAGCCGUCACUACCCACGGCAGCGACCAGCAGCGGCCCGACUCCCGCCGCGGCGGCCGCGGACAGCCGCGGCAGCGAGGAGGCGCCGAUCGAGCUCUCCGACGACGGCGGCGAUACGACGGAGGCCGACGAGCCGGAGCCGCCGCCGCCCUCAGCCACUCCACCGCGAUCCCGGCCUGCCGCUGCGAGCCAACCGACGCGCCGCCAGCCGGCUGGCAGAUCGACUGAGGGGACGCCAAAGCUCUCUGAGAUGUGGAAGCGGCCGCGAACGUGGACGUGCCCAAACUGCACCUACGAGAACGACAACAUGCUCUUCCUUGCCUGCGAAAUGUGCAGCGAUGUCCGCCCGCAGGGCCAGUGA